This is a messenger RNA of Daldinia caldariorum, 1263 nucleotides long. RefSeq names its product DNA-binding domain of Mlu1-box binding protein MBP1. The coding region runs from base 1 to 1263 and encodes 420 amino acids. The transcript has 3 exons. NCBI's taxonomy places the organism in Eukaryota, Fungi, Ascomycota, Sordariomycetes, Xylariales, Hypoxylaceae. Gene Ontology annotation, molecular function: DNA binding. The record is from RefSeq and is a predicted model, not a curated record. Gene Ontology annotation, cellular component: nuclear membrane complex Bqt3-Bqt4. Gene Ontology annotation, biological process: mitotic telomere tethering at nuclear periphery; meiotic attachment of telomere to nuclear envelope.
AUGGCCACUCCCAGACGUUUGCCUAGCAAACAUAAUCCUCUCAUGACAGAGGAUAUCCCUCCUUAUCAUGAGCUCGUUUCGCGCCGACGCUUGGGUCAGACCCAAUUGACCGCGAAGAUGGUUGCAGCAGGCACCGCAGGGGAUAUUGACCCUACUAGUCUUGGAGUUUUUGACUAUGCGCAUCUGCGAGCUCCUUUGCCGAAGGGGAUCGUCUCCGGCAUUUUCAAGUCCUCUCCGAACUCUUACUUCUUGAUGCGCCGCAGCCAGGACGGAUUCGUGUCUGCUACUGGUAUGUUCAAGGCGACUUUCCCCUACGCCGAGGCUGUGGAAGAGGAGAUGGAGCGUAGAUAUAUUAAGUCGCUACCUACAACGAGCCACGAGGAGACUGCUGGGAAUGUCUGGAUCCCUCCCGAGCAGGCCUUGGCUCUCGCUGAGGAGUACCGAAUCACGCCUUGGAUCUGUGCGCUCUUAGAUCCGGCCGACAUCGCUAUUACCAAUGCGCCGGACAGUCCUCCUAAGAGAAUUGCCGCACCUCCGAAAUUCGAGGCUCCUUUGCCAACGCAGCCUGUUCUUGCCCCUCCAACCCCGUCAUCGCUUCCUCGUAACACACGAAGCCGUCGCUCAGCUAGCCCUACGAAGAAACGAGCUAUCGCAUCUCCGCGAAAGCGAGCUGCGAGAGCCUCAGCUUCUCGAUCGACUCCCGAGGUUCCACCCGUCAAAGAAGAAGCCGAGCCCGUUAUAAAUGGCGUGAAGACGGACGAGGAGACUGCAUCUACUGCUGCCACCGAAGAGAUAUCCAUCAAGACCAUUGAGAAAGAACCCCCCGUUGUCUUUGCACCAGUUGAAGAAGAACCCAAGGUGCAAAUCAAAGUUGGUCAAGAAGUCGAGUUUCAUGGCAGUGUGGAAACCACCCAAACUGCCGUCGAAGUAGAGAUUCCCGUCAGCGAAGAACCCAAUGCCGAAGAAGCUGCUCGGAUGAUCGAGGAGGCGAAAGAAAUGGUAAGAAUUGCUGCAGCCGAGGCUGCAACAUCGUCUGAAGCGAACAACAAUAAGAGCAAGCGAAAGGCGGACGAGAUUGCCGUGGAUGACGAAGAGGAGCAGGAUGAAGAUGAUGAGGCCGAAGUUUCGGAGGAACCGAGAUCUAAGAAGGUAAAGACAGAGGUACAAUUGAGAAAGGAGCGUGUCAGGAACCGGGCGCUUGUCGGUCUUAGCGCAACCCUCGCAGUUGGUGCCCUGAUCCCAUACGUCAUGGGCGUAUUCUAG